Clunio marinus is the source of this 285-nucleotide messenger RNA. The record is from the annotation of a GenBank genome assembly. Lineage: Eukaryota; Metazoa; Arthropoda; Insecta; Diptera; Chironomidae.
AUGCCUCAGAUGUUAUUUUUGAUGAAAGAGGAAAUUUUACUUGCAGUACAUAGAAUCAAAAUAUUUACCUUUCAAUUUUAUGCUUCAGUUGAUUCCUUUCGACCCUUUGUAGAACCAAGAAACAGCUCAACUUCGAGAUUUCGCAAUGUUCGUUGCUCUGAAGCCCAUCACAUAUCACCCCAGGUGUUCUUUUAUGAUCUGUCUUGUGCUUGCAGACAACAUAAAAUGCAAAAAAAAUAUGUAAUCAACGUCAAUGAUUCUCAUAGCACCUUUCUUAUAGGGUAG